GUGAAUAUCCGGUAAUCAAUUAGGCCAGGAAAAUAUUUAUACGUGGCCGUAUCGGUACAUCGGGGGAUUUGGAGAUAGGCGAAAACAACAGAAGGUCAUCCUGCAAGGCAGCCCUACAGAAAGAAAUCUACUAAGUAUCAAGGGUGCCAUAAUUAAUCCCCAAUAUGGUCAAUUUACACAAAGGUCACAAACGCAAGGAGGGAACGGAUGUUGGGAAAAUCAUUCAUCAGAUGAAGCACACAUCGGUUGUAAAAAGCAUUAUGAUGUCCUCAUUAACUGCAGUGAUCACCCUCGUCCUGGCGUUUGCUAUUUUUAACUAUAUGGAAACCGGUGUUCCCGAGGGAGUUCCGGAAGUCUGGAAUGCUCGGAUUUUAGAUACAUCACUUCGGACAAUGGGGAAAGUUAUCUUGACCUUGAACAAUCUUGGAGUUCAUGGUGGAGUCACGUGGUGGACAAGAAAAAUGGUGGAGAUCAUGCUGACCACUCUCAUAACCGGAAGUCCUCGAGGUCUUGGUGACGACCCGGAACUAAAGAUAUAUGAUACAAAGAUGGCUGGUGUUGACGUCAGAGUUUAUGAACCAACCAGUGGACAGAAAACCAAUCGUCCAGCACUGGUUUACUACCAUGGGGGUGGAUGGUCCUGGCUUUCUAUUGAUGUUUAUGACCAGGCUACAAGACAGCUGGCUAAAGGGGCUGGAAUUGUCGUUGUGUCCGUAGGGUAUCGUCAGUCACCGGAAUAUGCCCAUCCAAUUCCUUUCCAAGAUUGCCUCGAUGUCACUGAGCAUGUGAUUAAUAAUGGAAAAGACCUAGGUAUUGAUAGUUCGCGAAUUGCAGUAUCUGGGGAUAGUGCAGGUGGUCAUUUAUCGGCUGCCGUAUCACUACGCUUAAAGAAGAAGAUAAAAAUCCAGAUUCCCAUUUACCCAUGUCUGCAAUUGUUUGAUAUGCAAACGCCAUCCUAUAUAGAAAACAAGGACUAUAUUCCAGGAAUGUUAACAGACAUAUCGAUGUUGACCUAUUGGCUGAACUAUGCGAACAUCAGCUAUGACCAUAUUGACACAAUAAUGGCUAAUAAGCAUACUUCACCAGCCUUGAAAAAAUCUAAGUACGCUGACUACGUUUCGCCAAAGUGGUACAUGAAUGAACACAUCAGGACCGAGUCACUUCGUAAUAUGAAGAAACCCGCUGAUUUCGGGGACGAGAAACUUUCAAAAGAAAUAGAAAAGACUCUGCUUGAUCCAUAUUUCUCCCCCCUUAUGGCGGAUGAUGCAGAUUUGAAAGAUCUACCUUUCACCUACGUUUUAACGGCAGGAUAUGACGUAUUACGUGAGGACGGUUUAAUAUAUUAUCAAAGAUUAAAAAAGGCGGGUGUUAAAGUCCAUUUAGCUCAUUAUCAGGAAGGAUUUCAUGGAAUGAUAUUUUUCUUUAAGGGACCAAUUCCAUUUAAUGUUGGAAUACGUGCCAUGGACGAUUUAAUACAAUUUUUGAAGAAGAAUCUCUAGCAAGAAUUUGUCUUAGGCUUUUUAAAUUUGAUUAAUCAUGACCAUACCACGAAUUCAUCAUUAAAACAAUUGCAAAAGGCUGUAUCUCAUAUUAUUUAAAAUGUAUACGUAAGCAAAAUUAUGGACGAAUUGUUUUACCACCAGUACUUUAGGACACAAAAAAUUAUUGUUGAUUUUGUUGUAAUAGAGACCUUGAUCCUUGGUGUCAUCUGAGUUUUUUUUUUAUUUUUUUCUAGUACUUUUACUGCACAAAAUUUGUAAACUUUGUAAAGGUUUUUUAAGAUUCUAAGU
Saccostrea cuccullata (small rock oyster) is the source of this 1790-nucleotide messenger RNA. RefSeq names its product neutral cholesterol ester hydrolase 1-like. The transcript has 7 exons. The record is from RefSeq and is a predicted model, not a curated record. Gene Ontology annotation, molecular function: lipase activity; carboxylic ester hydrolase activity. Bases 165 to 1499 code for a protein of 444 amino acids. Gene Ontology annotation, cellular component: membrane. Lineage: Eukaryota; Metazoa; Mollusca; Bivalvia; Ostreida; Ostreidae.